AUGGAGGACCAGCCACCACCAGAGCCAGGGCCAGGGCCCAUGGAGGCCGCCGGGAUUCCUGCCCCACUGAGAGCCUCUCCACCUGGGCUACCAACGGAGCCUGAGCCCCCCUCAGCGCCAGAUCCAACUCCAGCUCCAGCUCCAGCUCCAGCCCUGGGUCCACAACCGGCCCAGGUUCCAGCUGGGUGCUGCAGUCACAACGGUCUCAUCAACACCCACAGCUUGGACGUGCAGCAGACCAAAGAUCAAGUGGAGGGUGGGGUGGCGUCGGUGUACUCGGCCCCCCAGUACCAGGGCUACGUUGUGGGGCAGAACCUGCCCCCCCAUCAGCAGCAGCAGCAGCAGCAGGGCCCCUGUGAUGGGGGACACCCUCCUCAGCUGCUGAACCCUGGAGCCCUGACCCAGGGGUUGGGCAUGGACCCGCGCUACCGGCCCAGCCCCAUCAUCGUGUGCUCGGACGGCGUGCUGCGUGCCUGGGGGGAGGUGGGCGUGGGGAUGGGGAUGGUUGGGGACUGCUGCGAGACCACCUUCAUCGAGGACCUGUCGCCUGCCUCCGCUGCCACUGCUGCCACGGUAACCAAGGACGGGCUGGUGUUCACCGACGGGCGCUUCCUGGACCUGGCGAUGGAGGAGGCCAAGAUCCAGACGCUGUCCUACGACAUCGAGGACGACGACGACUUCCAGGAGCUGGAGAGUGAGUACUCGAGUGAGUCUGAGAGUGAGGACAACUUCCUGAUGAUGCCUCCCCGUGACCACCUGGGCCUCAGCGUCUUCUCCAUGCUCUGCUGCUUCUGGCCCCUGGGGAUAGCCGCAUUCUACCUGUCACACCAGACAACCAAGGCGGUAACCAAGGGUGAUUUCCACUUGGCCAGCUCCUCCUCCAGACGGGCUCUCUUCCUGGCUGUGCUGUCCGUUACCAUAGGGACCGGCAUCUAUGUGGGCGUGGCCGUGGCCCUCAUCGCAUACCUCUCCAAAAACAACCACUUGUAGCCUUUGCUAAGGCCCCAAGACCCACCGCCAAGGCUGCCCUCCACCAAUGGACACAUUUGAUUGCCGGGCUAUGCCUUUCAAGACCCUCCCACCUAAGGGUGCUCUCCACCAAUGGGCAUGCUCAUGCCGGGCUAAUUAUGCCACCCUCCACCAACGGACAUGCUGAACUUGGAAGAGGGGCGGGACUUCCGAGAAAGAUCUGAAACUUG
Engraulis encrasicolus (European anchovy) is the source of this 1199-nucleotide messenger RNA. RefSeq names its product synapse differentiation-inducing gene protein 1. Gene Ontology annotation, cellular component: excitatory synapse; postsynaptic density membrane; intracellular membrane-bounded organelle. The record is from RefSeq and is a predicted model, not a curated record. The coding region runs from base 1 to 990 and encodes 329 amino acids. NCBI's taxonomy places the organism in Eukaryota, Metazoa, Chordata, Actinopteri, Clupeiformes, Engraulidae. The transcript has 4 exons. Gene Ontology annotation, biological process: synaptic vesicle clustering; positive regulation of synapse assembly.